Molecule: messenger RNA, 2878 nt
Organism: Myotis brandtii (Brandt's bat)
Lineage: Eukaryota; Metazoa; Chordata; Mammalia; Chiroptera; Vespertilionidae
Gene: TGFBR3L
Product: transforming growth factor, beta receptor III-like
Exons: 4
Coding region: 2322-2831 (169 amino acids)
Source: RefSeq, a predicted model, not a curated record
GUGAACAGAAGACAGCAGCAGGCCAUGAGCAGACUUGCUAUUUAUUCAGUUGUAACCCCUGGGCUGGGGUGGCCACCAGGGGCCAGGAGAGAGUCACCCUUCUUGCAUCCUCCCCAUGCUGUCCCUUCCACCUUUGUGGUACACAUGCUCCCUGUCUCUGUCUGCCUCUGUCACCUCCCUUGAUGCCUCUCUGGUUUUCCCUGUCUCCCUUCCUGUAUCUGCCUCUCUCCUGGCCCAAGCCCGGGCUCUGUUACCCACAGCAGGACUCCUCGGUCCACUUAGGUCUGUGGUGAGCAGUGAGUCCUUUGGUUGGCAUCCUUGUCCCAGGAAGGCAGGCUGGGCAUUAUGACUGCAGCUGACCCAGGCUGUGGGGGCUCUGGCGCUUGUGCGCGCGGCUCUCUUUCUCUCUCUCUCUCUCUCUCUCUCUCUCUCUCUCUCUCUCUCUCUCUUUGAUCUCAGGGGGUCCUUUUUGGAAUUUAUUGUAUUUUAUUGUACUUGGUGGGGUGUUUGGGGGAUGGGGGAGGAAGAAGAGCUUGUUCUCAUGGGGUUUGUCAGUACCUUCAGAAACUUUUACCAAAGUCAUGUUUAGCUGCUGUGGUAUAGCCCUCAACCUCCUGUGGGCAUUGGGGGGUUGGAGCCAGGUAGAGGCCUGGGCCACUGUGCCUUGUCAGCCUGUUCUGGAGAGACUAUUCCCAAAGGUGGGGGCUGGGGGUGGGGCUCCUCCCUUGGGGCUGGAGACUGGCCACAGCUUGGGGUGAAUUGAGGACCCCAGGCUGUGUGGAGGAGCCCACAGGGCUGUGGCCACACAGGGUGGCCUUCAGGGAAGGUGGGUAUGGGGCAUGGUGGGAGGCAGUAAAUGCUGCUAUGGCAGGAGAAGGGAGUGAAUGACAGUAGUGGGGGUCACAAGGCCCAGGGAGGCAGGGAUUGAGUGUAUAGGGAAUGGAUGUGGGGGUUCGAGGAUGUGUGACAGGGACAGAAGUGGAACAGGCCUAGGGCUGGGGGUGUGAAGGCAGUCAUGCCCUCACAGUGCCCCUGAGCAUCCCUCAACUUCCCCAGAGCUGGCCAGUCCCCAGCCCACCUUGAGGAUAGGCCAUGGGGCCCCUCUCCCCCCCACACCCCUCAGCAGCAGUCAGAGCAGGAAGGGGGGUGUUUCCUUUUUUGUUGGUGAUGCAUGCAAAUCAGUGGACAAACAUACACACACCAACCAACGCCAAAGGUGAUGAACUCCCUGGAUGUAGCUGGAGCAAUGUAGACUCAGCAUAGGCAUCACUGUAACCUCUCUCUAUCCUAUUGACUCUUGUUACUCUUAACAUAGUCACAAAAGGCCGCAUGUUUAAAAAGUACUCCUUGUCUUCUCUCUGCUCCCCCCAGGGGGUUGGGGUGGCCACCUUUCUUGCCCAAAUCCCCCUUGUGACUGGAUGGGGCAAGGUAGAGGUAGGUGGGCAACAGGCCUGGCUCCACCCUUGGGGGGGUCCCAGCCAAGGGGGCUUUGCCCAUAACCAGAAGGUCAAGUGGCUCGUUCCAGGGCCAGUAAAGGUCAGAGGCCGGCUGCCCGGUUUAUUUUAUUUAACUUAAUUUUGUUUAUGAGUGUGUGUCUGCCUGUCCCUCCCCUUCAGUGUUAAGUGGGAGCCCUGAGGGAGCCUCUCCUCCCCCCACCCGCCUCUCCCUUGUUUCCUCCCUCUAUCUCCAGUCACCAGCCGUCCUUCUGGACCAGGCAGAGGGCUGAGCGGGCAGGCAGGAGCCUGGGGCGACUUGGCCCAGCCCACCAGCCCAUGACCCCUUCUCAGGCCACCAGUAUUGUCCCUUCCCUUUUUAAAAUGAAACACCCUUGUUUGUAAAUCCUUAGAUGCUUGAGAAUAAAACCCCUCCCUUUUCUUCCACUGAGUCUGUGGUGUGACCUGAGCCUUGGCAGGAUAUGGCAUGAGAUGUGGGAAGGGUCUGUAAGCCCUGACCUUGAGGUUGAAGGGCUGGGAAGUGGUGAAUUCUGGUGGAUAAGGUCUCUGCAUCAAAAGGGAAACUGAGGCAGGGUUGUGGCUGGGAGGGUGGUCUUUGUAGUGAUUUGCCCAACAUCAAGCAGGCAGUAUGGAGGGACACCCGACCCCCAAUAGCCAGAGGUCCUGCUGGAGAAGAGCUCUUAAUCCCUGGCAGGCCUUGGGGAAGGGCUCUGGUGUCAGCCCCUCAGUCUGCCACCCCCGCUCUUUGCUUCCCGGAGUGGCUGCCCAGCCAAGGACAGGGACACCUGUUUACCUUCUGGGCCUGGGUGCUGCCUGGACUGGUGCCUCUGCCUCUGGCCCCCACACACUUACCGCAGCCAGUCCAGCAUGCUGGGUACCAUGGUCCUACUGCUGGCCUUGCUCCCAGGGAUCUCCACCUUGCCCAGCGGGCCACCUGCGCCCCCCUUUCCAGUGGCGCCCGGGUUGUGGCUGCGUCGACCCCUUUUCAGUCUAGAGCUGUCAGACGCACAGGACACGUUCCACCGUCGCGCAGGGCCGCUCGAGGUCCCAGCGGACAGCCGCGUGUUCGUGCAGGCGGCCCUGGCCCCGUCCUCCCCGCGCUGGAGCCUGGCCCUGCACCGCUGCUGGGUGACGCCCUCCUCACGUCCGGCCCCAGGACCCACCCUGGCGCUACUGCGAGGGGGCUGCCCUGCCGAUUCCUCAGUCACCUUCCCGCCACCACGCCCUGGGGCCGCCCGCUUCAGCUUCCGUCUGCGCCCGGUCUUCAAUGCCUCUGUGCAGUUCUUGCACUGCCAGCUGAGCCGCUGCCGCCUCCGGGGAACCCACCGGACUCCUGAACCUCUGACGCUGCCGCCCCAGUCGCCGGUGGCCACCUAAGGGCGUCCCCGGCAUAGCCGUACGCCCUGAGCCUCCUGCGCCGGCCC